Molecule: messenger RNA, 4032 nt
Organism: Penicillium canariense
Lineage: Eukaryota; Fungi; Ascomycota; Eurotiomycetes; Eurotiales; Aspergillaceae
Product: NACHT nucleoside triphosphatase
Exons: 2
Coding region: 1-4032 (1343 amino acids)
Molecular function (GO): protein binding
Source: RefSeq, a predicted model, not a curated record
AUGGCUGAGCCACUCUCAAUCGCAUCAGGGAUUGCCGGGCUGCUUUCGCUUGGUAUUCAGGUCACCCAAUCUUUGGUCAGCUUUUACACUACAUAUAAGGACCAAGACAGCGAUCUGGCAAAGGUUACGCAGAAUCUCGAUAACCUUCAGAGCAUCUUUCGAGUCCUUCUUGUUGCAGUAGAGGAACGCCGAUCGCAGGUCGACACGCAAGAUCUACUCCGAGAAGUCGAGAAGGCGGUACAGAAAUGCGAGGAAAUCAUCGCCGACCUGCAGAGCGAGUGUGAUAAAUUCCACAAAGACUCGGCCGCUAGUUUAAAGGAUCGCGUUAAGACUGCUGGGCGUCGCGCGGCCUAUCCAUUUCGGAAAAGUACCCUGCAGAAACUUGAAGAGGAUGUCAGCGACAUACGUGAAAACCUAUCAUUCGCACUUGACGUCCUGCAGCUUAAAAGUCAGAGUCAAAUCCAAGCUAGCAUAUCGGACGUCAAAUCACUUGUUGAGCGAACAAAUGCUAGUCAAGUCUCACUCACGAUUCGUUACUGGCUCAUGGCACCGGAUGCAUCUCUCAACCACAACACAAUGUGCGCGAAAUGCCAUCCAAGCACAGGUUUAUGGUUCGUCAACGGCCAUCAAUUCCGGACUUGGCUAGAGGAACACAAUUCCUUCCUAUGGCUGAAUGGGUUCGCAGGGUGUGGCAAGUCGGUCCUCUGCUCAACCGCAAUUCAGUAUACGUUUCGUGAGAUGCGGCAUAAACAUGGAGUAGGAAUCGCGUUUUUCUACUUUUCCUUUAGCGACGAGACAAAACAAGAUGAUAACGGCAUGCUACGCACAUUGCUAUUACAGCUAUCGGUACAGCUACCUGACGGCGAGAGAGAUCUAGAGCAACUACAUGCAUUGUACAAAUCCGGUUCUCCCCCAGUCGAUGUGCUGCUGGACUCACUACGACGCUUCCUUGGACGACUCCGCGAUACUUAUAUUCUACUCGAUGCGCUAGAUGAGAGCCCCCGAGACAGCAAAAGGGAAGGUGUCUUAAGAGCGAUACAACUGAUACGCAGUUGGUCAAUACCUGGUGUCCAUCUUUUAGUGACGAGUCGCAAUGAGCUCGAUAUACGGGAAUCUUUAGAUCCUUCUCGUGACCAAAGCCUUGGGCUUAGAAAUUCGGAAGUCGAUGGAGACAUAGCAAACUUUGUCUCUUAUCAGCUCAAGAACGACGCGAAACUCCGAAAGUGGACAGCUCGCCACGACGAGAUCCAGGCAAAACUAACAACAGGUGCACAAGGAGUAUUCAGAUAUGUUGAAUGCCAGUUUAACGCCCUUCGGCGGGCGCGGAACCGGAACCAGCUCGAUGAAUGCCUGCGCACGUUACCCCGUGAUCUAGACGAAACGUACGAGCGCAUCUUGUGCAGUAUUGCAGAUGAAUAUGUUGAGGAUGUGCGGCGAGUUUUGACUCUGCUGUGCUUCUCCACCCGACCGCUCACGGUCACUGAGCUGAUCGACGCUCACGCUGUUGAUCUAAAUGAGCCACCGCAGCUUGAUCGUGACGGUCGUUCGUACGAGCAAGAUGAUCUUGUCGACAUUUGCCUCGGUCUUAUCGAGAUCGCGGCCACGGAAGACGAGAAUGGGCAAACGACCUUGACUGCUCGCAUAGCGCAUUUCUCUGUCCAGGAGUAUCUUCAGUCAGAUCGCAUUUUACAACAAAGCUCAAGAAUAUUCGCUUUACGAAGUGCGCCCGCGAAUACGGAAAUAGCCCAGAUAUGCCUGGUCUACCUCUUGGAGCAACCUCUCUCUACCGGAACGUUGGAUGAGGCAAAGCUUACAGCUUUCCCAUUUGCUCAUUUCGCGGCCCUGCAUUGGUUUCAUCAUUAUGAAGAUUCCAAGGAAGGGAAGGCCGCAAUCGAACAACUAGUAUCGAAGCUUUUCAAAGAGGAGACGGCUUUUGUGACAUGGAUAAAGCUCCAUGACAUAGACUGUCCGUGGGACUUAGAUGUGAACUAUAUCCGUCCUAUUCCAGAUAUGGCAUUGCCUCUGUACUACGCAGCAUUGUUGGGAUUAGAAUCCGUCAUGCACAGUGUCUUACCAGUUAAAACAAGGGAUGCUGACGCAUCAGACGCAGUGAAUGCUCAAGGCGGGCGGCUCGGCAAUGCCCUGCAGGCCGCAUCGUCCGGAGGCCACCAGAGGGUAGUGCAGAGGCUACUAGAUCAAGGUGCCGACGUCAACGCCCAAGGUGGAAUGUAUAACAAUGCACUCCAGGCCGCAUCGUUCAAAGGCCACGAGAGGGUAGUGCAGAGGCUACUAGAUCAAGGUGCCGACGUCAACGCCCAAGGUGGAUGGUAUGGCAAUGCAAUCCAGGCUGCAUCAUCCGAAGGCCACGAGAGAGUAGUGCAGAUGCUGUUGGAUCGAGGUGCCGAUAUCAACGCUAAAGGUGGAGCGUACAACAAUGCACUCCAGGCCGCAUCGUUCAAAGGCCACCAGGGGGUAGUGCAGAGGCUACUAGAUCAAGGUGCCGACGUCAACGCCCAAGGUGGAGCGUAUAGUAAUGCACUCCAGGCCGCAUCGUCCGGAGGCCACCAGAGGGUAGUGCAGAGGCUACUAGAUCAAGGUGCCGACGUCAACGCCCAAGGUGGAGCGUAUAGUAAUGCACUCCAGGCCGCAUCGUCCGGAGGCCACCAGAGGGUAGUGCAGAGGCUACUAGAUCAAGGUGCCGACGUCAACGCCCAAGGUGGAAUGUAUAACAAUGCACUCCAGGCCGCAUCGUCCGAAGGCCACGAGAGGGUAGUGCAGAUGCUGUUGGAUCGAGGUGCCGACGUCAACGCUAAAGGUGGAAGGUAUGGCAAUGCACUCCAGGCCGCAUCGUCCGGAGGCCACCAGGGGGUAGUGCAGAUACUAUUGGAUCGAGGUGCCGAUAUCAACGCUAAAGGUGGAAGGUAUGGCAAUGUACUCCAGGCCGCAUCGUCCGAAGGCCACGAGAGGGUAGUGCAGAUACUAUUGGAUCGAGGUGCCGAUAUUAACGCCCAAGGUGGAAGGUAUGGCAAUGCACUCCAGGCCGCAUCGUCCGGAGGCCACCAGGGGGUAGUGCAGAGGCUACUAGAUCAAGGUGCCGACGUCAACGCCCUAGGUGGAGUGUAUAGUAAUGCACUCCAGGCCGCAUCGUUCGGAGGCCACGAGAGGGUAGUGCAGAUACUAUUAGAUCGAGGUGCCGACAUCAACGCCCUAGGUGGAAUGCAUGGUAAUGCACUCCAGGCCGCAUCAUCCGGAGGCCACGAGAGAGUAGUGCAGAUGCUAUUGGAUCGAGGUGCCGACAUCAACGCCCAAGGUGGAAGGUAUGGCAAUGCACUCCAGGCCGCAUCUUCGAGAGGCCAUGAAAAGGUAGUGCAGAUGCUAGUGGACAGAGGAGCCGGCCCAGAUGUCAGAGAUUCUACACAUGGGUACACACCACUGUCACUGGCAGCUAUGAACGGGCACCAUGGUAUCGCAAAGCUCUUGCUCAGUAUCGAGAAAGUUAGGGCAGAUGUGAAAGAUAAUUGUGGUCGGGCGCCAUUGUUCUUUGCAGCCUUAUACGGACAUGACACUGUUGUCAACGCAAUUCUGAUCGAUGAUGCUGUUGAUCCGGACCAGAAAGAUCAUUAUGGCUCAACGCCACUAUCGAUAGCUGUACGACACGGUCAUAUGGAGGUCGUAAAGGUAUUACUGGCUACGGGUAAUGUUACUUGUGACUCUUACGAUUGUUUUGGGCGCUCUGUGUUCUGGUGGGCUAAAAGGAGUGGGAACACGGACAUUGAGAAAAUAUUGGAUGACUAUUCCAGCAAGCGAGGGGUACCAAUGUAUGGUGAUGAAUAUGUUGAUGUGCGGUCAAUACCCAGUGGAGAUACAUCAAGAUGGUGUGAUGCCUGUACCCUGGAUAUUCCUGAGGGCAACAUCUACUAUCUAUGUGGAAUUUGCAACGGAGGGGAUCUGGAUAUUUGUAUGGAGUGCUAUGAACUUGAGGGACGUUGUUUGCAAGACGGUCAUGACAUGACUCAGAUGAAGGGUGAUUAG